Molecule: messenger RNA, 1617 nt
Organism: Priceomyces carsonii
Lineage: Eukaryota; Fungi; Ascomycota; Pichiomycetes; Serinales; Debaryomycetaceae
Exons: 1
Coding region: 1-1617 (538 amino acids)
Source: RefSeq, a predicted model, not a curated record
AUGUCAACGGGCUCUUCACCGACGCUUUCGACUCCACCGGCAAAAAGAAAGAGAGGUAGACCGCCCAAGGCCACGUCUUUGACAAAUCAAAUCACCACUAGAUUGAAUAUCAAUAUAAACACGUCUCCACUCACUUCUAGUCCCACUGCAGAGUCCAAUUCUAAUUUAAUAGUUAAACAGGGUGCCCCAGACUGCUUCACACCUUUAAUGAGAGUGUCACCGAAUUCUAGAAGAAAGAAAAGAAAGUCUUCUAACUCUAGCCUUUCAGAUUUGCUGACGCCUUCCAAGAGAUCUAAGAAUCCUAAUAUGUUGGUAACACCAAUGUCUUCUGCUGUUAUGGGGACCGGUUUUACACCUCAUCAGAUUAAUUCAAGAACUUUGGAUAACCUUUCUUUGAUCACUCAGUCCGAUAGUGGAAUCUAUCAAACUCCUCCAUCAUCAACUGUCAAAGAGAGCGGUCCUACUUAUUUGGGAUAUUUGAAUACGCCUUCCACAAGUAACCCUCUGGUUAAGGGUUCUGGUAGGCAUAAUAUUAUAAUCGACCCUUCAUUCUUGGCAUCUGAAGAGCUGCCAAAAUCUGAGGUGCAAAAGAAGUUGAAUGCUAACAUGCAAAUGGGAAUUUAUGAAAAGAGUUGUGAUAGAAAUCUUUUACCGCCCGUACCCAUAAUUUCAUCAACUCUUACCUCUUCCAAAAAACAAACAGGAUUUGAAAAUGCACCCUCUACACAUAUUAGUAACGAGAAGCCUUUCCAAAGGAAGCCUUUGAAAGAUGACUCAAGUAAGGAUUUUUCGCUACAACUAAUGGUCGAUGAACUGGGAAAGGCCGUAUUAUCUUCGAAGCUUAAUCAUACCUCUUCCAACUCCUCAACACUAGAGCAAACCAUACUGUCUGCGAAGGGAAUUAGUCAAACUACUGAACAGCGGGAUGUUAAGCUACCUGAACAGCAACGACCAAUUAUGCCUCAUGCGCACUCUGUCGUGGGCAUCGAAGGCAGGUAUUACGACGCGAAAAGACUUGAGUUUAAUCAAGAUAAUUUAGUUGAUGUCGCUUAUAUGUCACCACAACAGAGCACAAGCUUGCAUUCUACAUCGAGAAGGAAUAAAUCUGAAACGUCAGGCCCAGUAAGCCAACCAAAUUUGAUGUCAGGUCAGGAAACUAAUGAAAGUUCUCAUUCGGAGAAGUCUCUUCAAUAUCCACAGACUCCAGUAUGUAAGGAGAAUUACAUGUAUUCUUCGACUGGAUUAACACCCGGUAAUAGUUUGGCAUUCAACUUAACACCUCAAUUCAAUUCUUUAAUGUAUUCAAUGAUGAAUAUCAACUCGCCUCAGACAAAAAAGCCAAUUAAUAACAAUCAAUUUCUUUUGAAUCAAGAAUUCUUCGUGAAUGAUAAUCAGCUUCAAAAUCAACAAUCUCCAUUCGAACAUCAUAAUACCAUAAAUAUGACUGACUUGAUGACUAUUGGAGAAUCCUCGGGAUCGUUUGGAAAGUUACAAAAGCCUGUAGAUCAUCAUUCCGAUUUCGCUGUGGUUUCAUCGUCGUCUAGUUCAGUAAAUAAUGAAGAUUCUGGUGACGCUAGAUCUGCCUUGAAAAAGAUUAUUCAUGUCAAAAGAAAGUAA